Messenger RNA from Protopolystoma xenopodis, 708 nucleotides. Lineage: Eukaryota; Metazoa; Platyhelminthes; Monogenea; Polystomatidea; Polystomatidae. The record is from the annotation of a GenBank genome assembly.
AUGUCGUACUUGAGUGAUUCUUCUGGUCAAUCAACUGCUGAGCUGAUGUUACUCGAGCUCGAGCGUCUUACUGCCUCGAUCAACUCUCAACAACAGAUGCAACUGCAGUCCACCUGCCCACCCACUAGCACAAAACUUCUGACUAAUAGUGUUGGCCUGCUGUGCAUCUCGGCUGAGGCUGGUGAUGAGGACGAAGAGAGAGAAGACGAUGACGAGGUUGAGAUAAGCGAUGAUAUCCGUGAUACUCAUGCCCUUGAGCAUCCGAAUCAGCAGCGUCAUCCACUAUGUUUUGAGCAUGCCGCUGAUAUCUGCAGACAGGGAAGAACAUUACCUGCCUCCACUUCCGUAGUUGUCAAUACCCUUCUUCCUUCCUCCGUUGAGAUCUCAAAUACUGCUAACCACCAGACUACUGCUACUCUAGCUAACACCACAACUUCGGUUUCAGAGGCAGCCGAAGAUGGCCUUAGGACCGACCUCGAUCCGGAAUUGGAUGCAGACUUGGAGCGUGAGCUGGCUCGCUAUAUUUGCUCGCAUCCGGAUGACAUAGAAGAAAAUAUUACUUUUACUGAAGAUUGUCAAGUAAAGAAAUCAAGUGAGCUGAGCAUUCACCUUAUUCUAUAUUUUUUUCCUUUUUUUCAUCAUUAUCAUUAUUCAAUGUUACACGUAUUUCAACAAUCUAGCUCGUGCUUUUAUUUGUCUCCAAUUUGA